UACUGUUCGCGUUGCUCAUUACCUCUCCGCACACACGAGAGUCGCGAGGCGCGAUUUCAAUACACAUCAAUACAAGAAAACUACAAUUCAAUAUUUAGAAGUUCUCUUUGGAACUUUAAUUUUUUUUUGUUUCUUCGUUCUUUCUUCAAUAUUUUUCUUUUUUGUUAUCGGUCGAAACGCUAGAAAUAGUCUGCCAUUACACCGUUCAAGUAGUUUCAAUCGUCUCGAGAAGAACUAUUUUUUUUUCAUGUAUAUAAAGUACGCAGUGCAUUUCAAAAACGUUUUCAAUAUACCUUCUGUGUUAGCAUAUAAUAUAGCAUACACAGCAUUACUCUUACUCUUUAUACAAUCGCGCGAGUUGAGUAAUUUCAAACGCAAAGACGAACCGUCGAUAUUGAAACGAACAGAAAAAAUAUUAAACUCAACGCUGCUAUCAAUUUGAAUAUUGAAAUGAAAUAAAGACGAAAAAAAAACUAUCGUCAACAAUUUUUUUUUGUCAUUGUGUACAUAAAAUUAAUAGUUAAACUAACGUCGGACAUACUAGUCGCAUGUGUAUUCUUUACGAUUUUUUUUCCGUUCGUUCGUUGGAACAAUAUUAAGUGACAUAACGUUUGUAGUGGAGUGUCUUUCGAGUAUCAUAAGAAUAUUGUAGUCAGAAAAAUGUGCGGUUUAUACAGUACACCGAGACAUAACCAAGGUAUAUUGUGAUGAUAAUAAUAAUAAAGUUAAAAAAAAACGGUGGUGCUAUUAAGUCAUCCGGUGUAAAUUAUGCAAUCGAUUUGAUUAGACAAUUAUGAAACAUUUUUUGAUUCCAUCGAUGUUUCGUACUAAUUGACAUUGACGUAGCCGAGGACGUAUACCUGUUGAAUCAUACUAUACCAGUGAAUUGACAAAAUAAAAAGUUUAUCUUUUGUCAUUACAUAAAAAUUUCGUAAUUUCGUAAUAAAUAAAAUUUAACAAAAAAAAGUGCAGUGCAUAGAUAGACAUAUAUAGACACACUAUAAACCAUCAUAUAUAUCUGAAUGCACUUCACAUCAGAGCAUCAAAUGCACUACUGCUGCAGCUACAAUAUACAACAGUGCAACAACAACAAAAGUGCGGCUUGAACUAUCAUGGAACUAUAUGCAAUUUUUGAAUUGCACAUUAUAAAAUGAAUAUUAUUGUGUGUUUUGUUGAAUGCAUUUUUCAUUAGGUUUUAAUUAUAAAUGCACAUAAUAUUGCCACAGUAUAUACAUCGCAGUACAUACAUGCAUUAUAGUGUUGUGUCAUAGAAUAUAAAAAAAUUGAGAAUCGAAUGUAAAAUCUACCUUAAAUGAAAACACAUGCACAUUAAUACGAGGUUUUUUUUUUGAUUUAAUUGUUUUCGUUAAGUAUUUCAAGAAAAUUAAAUUAAUUUUUAUUUUAUUGUGUACAGUUUAAGACGACAAAAAAAUAAUCGCAGAGAGUGUGAGCUAUAAAAAUUGCUUAUAUUGUAAAUUGGUGUGUCACGACAAGCUCCAAGUCGUUACAACAAAGUGAAAAAUCAGUGAACGAAAAUUAAAAAAAAAUCAAAUUAUGAAAAGUCGUACCAAGCAAAUAAAUUCGUUUUCGGUUCAAGGCUUAAAUCAUACUCAAUCAAAUGGAUCCACAUAUCCCUCCAUAAGCUCGGCGUAUUGGCAGCCGGCACCCAAUCCGACACCGUACUUAGUGCCAGAUCGAAAAUUGUUCGUUGGCAUGCUCAACAAAAAAUACAACGAACAAGAUGUACGGCAAUUAUUUUCUAGUCAAGGAAGCAUCGAAGAGUGUACCGUUUUACGUGAUCAAAAUGGUCAGAGUAAAGGCUGUGCAUUCGUUACGUACGCAACCAAACAAUCAGCAAUUAGUGCGAUAAAGGUACUUCAUCAGAGCCAAACAAUGGAGGGCUGCUCUGCGCCAUUAGUUGUCAAAUUUGCUGACACACAAAGGGAAAAGGAACAGAAAAAAAUCCAGCAAUUGCAGUCUACCAUAUUGAAUGUGUCGAACAGUGGCAUACCGACCAGUAUUGGACAAAGUGCAACAACAAUUGCAUCGCCAUUGAUGACAAAUCCACCGCAACAUCCGAAUCCGUAUAUCGCUGCCGAUGCAAUUACGCCAUCGUCAUUACAAUUAUUGCAAUUGGUUGGUUUACAGCAGCAGCAGUUAAUGCAAGGGCUAAGUGGUGUACAAACUGAUACAACAUCGGUAGCAGCGGCUAAUGGAAUGCUAGCACCAUUUUCCGUACAAAAUUUAUUAACAAUGGCUGCAUUAGGUCAGCCACAAUUGGGUGCUUCUAACCAACAAAUUUCAGCUCAAUUAACAAAUGCGGCAGCUCCGUCGUCGUUGUGGACAGUUCCCGAUACACUUCCGUCAGCCUAUACAACAGCCGCGUUGCCACAGUAUGCUGGAGGAUUAUAUUCACCCACACCACUGACGAAUAACAAUCUCACCGCAACAGCUUCAAUAGUGGCUGGGAAACAAAUUGAAGGUCCAGACGGUGGUAAUCUAUUCAUCUACCAUCUACCUCAAGAAUUCACCGACACAGACCUAGCCUCAACGUUUCUGCCGUUCGGUAACGUUGUGUCCGCCAAAGUGUUCAUUGACAAACAAACGAAUCUAUCGAAAUGUUUCGGUUUUGUGUCAUACGAUAAUUCGCAAUCAGCCCAGGCAGCCAUUCAAGCGAUGCAUGGAUUUCAAAUCGGAGCUAAAAGACUUAAAGUACAAUUGAAACGAUCGAAGGAUGCUUCAAAGCCAUAUUAGUAACGUAAGAUAAAAAUUCCUUUUCUAGAAAAUAUUUUUUACUGAAAAAUUGAUGUCAUACCACGUAGGAGUAAAAGAUUUCCAAAAAAAAUGUAAAAAUAAAAAAAAUAGUCCAAUGAGUAGUUGUAUUAGGUAAAACACGAAACUAAUUGUCCUAAUAAGAAUCUGGUCCACUCAGAUCGAAUUAACUUUUUAAAUGAACUUCAAAAGUUUAAGCGGAAAAAAUUUUCCAAUUCUAUCGAGACCAUUAUUGAAAUCAAUCUCGUGUAUUCUUCAGCAAGUUCUAAACACAAUUCUGCGAAAUUUAAGUUCCACAUUCUACCCGUUCGACAGCACUUCUCUAAUUUAUUGACUCUAGUACUUCAUUUGAUAAAAUCAUUUCCAGAGUGAUCUAUGUGUGAAAUCCUGUAGUUCGUUUGUUUUAAAAUUCAUUUUGUUAUAAACAAGACGACAUAGCGUAAAUGUCAUUGCUCAUUUUUGUCGUCGUUAACGAUACCAGAUGAUAAUAGUCGUUCGUGGAUCAAUCUUGGCUAUCUCUACUUUUAGUUUGAAAAUACCAAUCUGAAAUUGUCUGGUUCAGUUUCAGAUUGGAAUUCGGAUUAAAAAUUCAAUGGAACUAAAUGAACUAAAAGCCAAUCAGAAGAGAUCAGCACCUGAAAUUUUCUCUCCGAUCCUGCCCUGUCCUGAAGUACUCAAUUUUAGGUAUUUAUAUUCUGGGAAGCUCAAAUGUUAACAGAUCCGGAUCUGACACAGAACCAAUCAAUCAUUUCAUUAUUAACACUGAGAAAGUGUUCAUUUGGAAACAAUUCGUCGAUAUCAACAUAUUUCAAAGUGGAUCAACGAACUUUGAGAAUUAUGUUCGGAAUUGCAUUAGGUUUAUGGAACCAUUCUCAAACGUAAGCGAAGCGAAAAAUGCGACGAAUUUCAGAUCUUCUUUUGUACGCAAAAAUGCUAGGAAAAAAAUAUGAAAAAUGUAGCGGUAGCCCUCUUGCCGGUCUGAGAUAUUGAGAUCCUAAUGAGAGCACGUAGUUUUUUUUAAAUUAAUAUUUGUUAUUUUGUUGUUCAUGCGUCACAACCAGGGCCUAUUUUUGAGAAAAUAUUUUCCCAAAUUUUCUUAAAAAUGUGCAACAAAAUUUUCAAGAGCAAGUUCUGGUCGACCUGCUUCGCAGGAACAGAUCUGUGAGAAACUAACUCGCUUAAAACUACGACUUAAAGUAAAUGCCUUAGCAACAAAAGUGACUAUUACUGUUCUACGGUCCCAAACUUUUCACUCAACAAAAAUGUUGGUCUCCAUGCAACACAAAAAAAAAAUUAACGCAGGCAUUCAAUGUCGUAUUGCCCUGUGUUCCAUACAGUCGUGCGUUCUGCCGUCGUAUACAACUCAACCAAAAACGACCCAUAAAAAUCUAAUUUGUGAAAUAAAAUUCAAUUGGAAGAGAAGCUCACUUAUUAGCAGAAUGGGAAUCAAUAUGAAGAAUACACUCGAGAAUAAAACGGAUUAAGAUAAUGGGGACACUCGAACGUUCGCUUUAAUAUUAAAAAUGAAAAAAAAAAAAUCAAAUCUUGAAAUGAAAUAUUGUUUUGAAACCUUCGCUGUACUGAGUAGCAGUUUUCGUUCGUCAGAAUAUGGUAAAGAAAUAAAAAAUAAAAUUUAAGCCAAUGAUAGACACCAAAAUAGAAUGUUAACGAGUUGAGUUAAUGCCUCAUUUUUCUUACUGAAGAAAAUUUAGUAGCUAAGUGAAUUAAGUCGUUUAGGGAGUAUUUUUAGUGCUGAUGAUUUAGUUGUUUAAGUAAGGUUAUGUUGCUAAGUUACAUUAAAUUAGAUCGAUGUAAGUUCACAUUGCAAAAAAAAAAGAUUUUUAAUUGGAAAUUGAUUGGAAUGAAGAAGCGAGGAUGUUUGUCAUGUUUUUUUUUACAAAAAAUUUUAAUUGACACCGACAAAUUGAACAGGAAAAGUAAAGAGAAUGUUUGAGUAUAAAA
Molecule: messenger RNA, 4734 nt
Organism: Bradysia coprophila
Lineage: Eukaryota; Metazoa; Arthropoda; Insecta; Diptera; Sciaridae
Product: CUGBP Elav-like family member 1
Molecular function (GO): RNA binding
Source: RefSeq, a predicted model, not a curated record